Dioscorea cayenensis subsp. rotundata (Guinea yam) is the source of this 931-nucleotide messenger RNA. RefSeq names its product ethylene-responsive transcription factor 2-like. The record is from RefSeq and is a predicted model, not a curated record. Gene Ontology annotation, molecular function: DNA binding; DNA-binding transcription factor activity. NCBI's taxonomy places the organism in Eukaryota, Viridiplantae, Streptophyta, Magnoliopsida, Dioscoreales, Dioscoreaceae. Gene Ontology annotation, biological process: ethylene-activated signaling pathway; regulation of DNA-templated transcription.
ACUUGCAAUUUCCUGAACUCCACUUCCCAAUUGUGGGAAAACAAAAAUCAGUAAAACCACUUACCUGAGUUACGAGAGAAGAUGUAUUUGGAUUCGGAUUCGGGUUGUGGGAUGGCGGUGUUGGAUUCGAUCCGCCAGCACUUGCUUGAAGAUCCGACUGGGGGUGACGUUAAGCCCUGCGCGGUGAGCUUACCGCAGAGAAGUUAUUGCCGGACGGCGAGCUUUGGUAGCAUCGUUGCUGAUCACUGGGGGGAGUUGCCGUUCCGAGCUGAUGAUUCCGAUGAUAUGGUGGUCUUUGGUGUUCUCCGAGAUGCUUACAGCCAUGGAUGGCUCCCGUUUGGAGCUGCGGCUGUGGCUGUGGCGCCUGAGGUGAAGAUUGAGCCGGUGGUGGAACCGGAGACGGAGCCGGAGACGAAGUUGGUGAAGAUCGAGAUUCCUUCGGUGGUGCCGGCAAAGGGGAAGCACUAUCGAGGAGUGAGACAACGGCCGUGGGGGAAAUUCGCGGCGGAAAUCAGGGAUCCGGCGAAGAACGGGGCUAGGGUUUGGUUGGGGACGUUUGAGACGGCGGAGGAGGCGGCGAUGGCGUAUGAUCGAGCUGCGUAUCGGAUGCGUGGAUCUCGGGCACUGCUUAAUUUCCCGCUUAGAAUCGCAACGGAGGACGUGACGCCGGUGUCGUCGCCGGGGAAAGAGGCGUCGCCGGAGCCGGCUUCGUCGAGCUCGUCUUCGGAGAAGGGAUCGCCGAAGAGGAGGAAGAGAGGGGAAGCAGCAGCAGCCGCGGCGGCGAUGUUUGGUGGGCCGGUUUCGGCUCCGGCGCCGGUUCAGGCGCAGGCUGGGUUGGGAUUUGGGAAGAGGCAAGAGGUUUUCAGUGGAACAGUGCCGCAGCUGACACGUGUCGGUCAGCUACUGGUGAGUUAAAAUUUAAGGGAAAUUA